This is a messenger RNA of Drosophila subpulchrella, 423 nucleotides long. RefSeq names its product acyl-CoA-binding protein (gene Acbp3). Gene Ontology annotation, biological process: fatty acid metabolic process. The record is from RefSeq and is a predicted model, not a curated record. Lineage: Eukaryota; Metazoa; Arthropoda; Insecta; Diptera; Drosophilidae. Gene Ontology annotation, molecular function: long-chain fatty acyl-CoA binding. The coding region runs from base 88 to 342 and encodes 84 amino acids. The transcript is spliced from 3 exons.
UUUAUAAGCGCGACUGAAAGACCUAGAAGUAUUCAAACGUCUUUGCCUUUUCCAGUGCAUUACCAACAAGAAUCCAAUUUUGACAACAUGGUGUCCUUCGAAGAAGCCUCUGAACUCGCCAAGAAGUUCACCAAGAAGCCCACCGAUGCCGAGUUCCUGGAGUUCUACGGUCUCUUCAAGCAGGCCACCGUUGGCGAUGUGAACAUCGAGAAGCCCGGCGCUCUGGCUCUGAAGGACAAGGCCAAGUAUGAGGCCUGGAGCUCCAACAAGGGUCUCUCGAAGGAGGCCGCCAAGGAGGCCUACGUGAAGGUGUACGAGAAGUACGCUCCCAAGUACGCCUAAACGGGUAUCUGAUUCUGGACCCCCCAUUCACCUGCGACUACUUAGUUGAGCAAUAAAGAUAAUCCAAGAUAUUAGCAAUAA